Messenger RNA from Phodopus roborovskii (desert hamster), 942 nucleotides. RefSeq names its product olfactory receptor 8H1-like. The record is from RefSeq and is a predicted model, not a curated record. Gene Ontology annotation, molecular function: odorant binding; G protein-coupled receptor activity; olfactory receptor activity. The transcript has a single exon. Gene Ontology annotation, biological process: G protein-coupled receptor signaling pathway; sensory perception of smell. NCBI's taxonomy places the organism in Eukaryota, Metazoa, Chordata, Mammalia, Rodentia, Cricetidae. Gene Ontology annotation, cellular component: membrane. Bases 1 to 942 code for a protein of 313 amino acids.
AUGAAAACCUGGAAUUACACAAAUCAACAUGAAUUCAUCCUCAUGGGAUUGACAGAUGUUAGAGAGAUCAAGCUGUUCCUAUCUGUGCUGUUUCUCCUGAUAUACUUGGUCACUGUGCUGGGGAACAUAGGCAUGAUACUGAUCAUUCAUCUAGAUGUCCAGCUUCACACUGCAAUGUAUUUUUUCCUAACACACCUGUCAUUCCUUGAUCUUAGUUACUCAACUGUCAUCACACCUAAAACUUUACAGAAUCUGCUGACUUCUACCAAGAACAUCUCCUACAUGGGUUGCUUCACUCAAAUUUACUUUUUUGUCCUUUUGGCUGUUACUGAGUGUUUCCUUCUGUCUUCAAUGGCAUAUGAUCGGUAUGUAGCCAUCUCAAACCCUCUACACUAUUCAGUUGUUAUGUCCAGCAAAUUCUGUAGUGUCCUUGUUACUGUGUCAUAUGUGUUAGGAGCUGUGGAUUCCACCGUCAAUAUGUUAUGCAUGAGUACAUUAGAUUUCUGCAAGUCUAAUGUCAUACAGGACUUUUUUUGUGAUGCAGCCCCACUUAUAGCCCUGUCUUGCAGCAACACACAUGAUAUUGAAUUAAUUAUAUUUGUUUUUGCUGGUUCUACCUUACUGUUGUCCCUUAUCGCAAUAUCUGCAUCUUACAUGUCCAUUCUUUCUACUGUCUUGAAGAUCAAUUCCACUUCAGGAAAACGAAAGGCCUUCUCAACAUGUGCCUCUCAUAUCGUGGCAGUCAUCAUAUAUUAUGGUACCUUGAUAUUUACUCAUUUGAAGUCAAAUAAGUCCUCCUUGGGAAAGGACCAAUUGGCCUCCGUGUUUUACACCAUUGUGACCCCCAUGCUGAAUCCACUUAUUUAUAGUCUUAGAAAUAGUGAAGUAAAAUAUGCUGUCAUUAGAGUUAUAAAGAAGAGAGUGAGCACUCUGGACAGCUAA